AUGACUGUUCUCAUAAAAACAGAAAAGCUUACUAUAAAUCUUCAGCCAAAUUGCCACGUACAAAGAUUACUUCAAUUAAUCAUAAUGCCUCGAUCACUAGCAAGUCUCAUUGAGGGAAUGCUUUGA
This is a messenger RNA of Cetraspora pellucida, 126 nucleotides long. NCBI's taxonomy places the organism in Eukaryota, Fungi, Glomeromycota, Glomeromycetes, Diversisporales, Gigasporaceae. The record is from the annotation of a GenBank genome assembly.